This is a messenger RNA of Colletotrichum karsti, 1566 nucleotides long. Its product is annotated as cytochrome p450 oxidoreductase. Bases 1 to 1566 code for a protein of 521 amino acids. NCBI's taxonomy places the organism in Eukaryota, Fungi, Ascomycota, Sordariomycetes, Glomerellales, Glomerellaceae. The record is from RefSeq and is a predicted model, not a curated record. The transcript is spliced from 7 exons. Gene Ontology annotation, molecular function: heme binding; iron ion binding; oxidoreductase activity, acting on paired donors, with incorporation or reduction of molecular oxygen.
AUGGGAGACUCAUCACUUGUUCUUGGCUUUGCUGCCACUGUUCUGGCCAUACUUGUGGUCCAUCAGCUACUCCAGGUAAAGAAAAACAUCAACCGUCAACCCCUCCCACCCGGGCCAAAAGGACUUCCUAUUGUUGGUAACAUCCGAGAUCUUCCUCAGCCAACACAGUUCGGGGCACGCCAUUGGCAAAAACACAAAGAUUUAUAUGGUCCCAUCAGUUCCGUGACGGUGUUCGGAAAGACAUUGGUCAUCAUCAACGAUCCCGAAAUCGCUUUCGAACUUCUUGACAAACGAUCGUCCGAAUUUUCCUCGAGACCAUCCACCGUCUUCUCAGGUCAACUUGUGGGUUGGGAACACGCAACCGGAGGUUUAAAGUACGAUGACACACUACGGCUUCACCGCAAGGUCUUUUCCCGCGAACUCGGUACCAAAACUGCCGCGGCCUAUUACAACACCUUGCAAGAGGCAGAGGUCGGCCACUUCCUCUUGCACCUCCUCGACAGCCCAGAAAAGCUCACCGAGCAUAUCGCUAAAGAAGCCGGUUCGGUCAUCCUCAGCAUCGCUUAUGGCUACAACACGGAUCAGUUCAAAACAGACCGAUUGCUUCAGAUGAUGAAUGAUGCAAUGGAGCACUUUGCGUAUUCAGCUGCACCGGGAGCCUUUCUUGUCGAUAUCUUUCCCCUACUUCGCUAUGUUCCCGAAUGGUUCCCAGGCGCCGGUUGGAAGAAGCUUGCCAAUAAAUGGGCCGCCGAGUUAAGACAGACCGUCGAGGUUCCUUACCAAUUCGUCAAAGAUCAGAUGGACGCGGGCAAGAGCAAUCCCUCAUACCUUUCACGCGCCAUCGAGAGCAACCCAGAGGACUUGUACAAUAACAAGUGGACCGCAGCAUCACUUUUCAGUGGCGGUGCGGAUACGAGUGUGGCAGCAAUCGCUGCGUUCUUCCUUGCCAUGACGAAGUUCCCGGACGUACAGAAGAAGGCACAGGAAGAAAUCGAUCGAGUGAUUGGCAGUCAGCGCUUGCCAAAUGUUCAUGACCGGGAAAAUCUCCCGUAUAUCGAGGCUGUUGUGAUGGAGGUCCUGCGAUGGCAUCCCAUUGGACCCAUGGGUCUCCCGCAUGCAAGCUCAGAGGAUGCUGUCUAUGGUGGCUACCGAAUUCCGAAGGACUCAUACUUGAUGCCCAACAUCUGGUGGUUUACCCACGACCCUGACGUUUAUUCUGAUCCCUUCGAAUUCCGACCGGAAAGAUUCCUGCAGAGCGAGCCAGAGACUGACCCACGCAAAUUCGCAUUUGGCUUCGGCCGGCGCGUUUGCUCUGGGAAGAUGCUCGCGGAGACGUCUAUGUAUCUUAACUUUGCGCAAUCUCUGGCCGUCUUCAAUAUCAACAAGCCUAUUGACGAUGACAACGUGGUAGAGCCGGGAAUGAUGUUCCUCCCAGGUAUCAUCAGCCACCCGGCACCCUUCAAAGUUUCAAUCACGCCGAGGUCGCCGCAUCACGAGAGGUUGAUCAGAUCGAUCGAAGAGAAGUUUCCGUGGAAGGAAUCAGACGCCAAAGACUUGCAAUUUUAA